AUGGAAGUGGGGAAUAUGAGGUACACCAUCCUGAAAGUUCCUCGGAGGAAAACGCGGCGCUUCCCAACCGCCGAGAGCCGCUCGCGCUCCCCAAGAGGCCUCGCGCCAAAGGCCACGCCCCUCCCUCCUUUUCCUUUCGCCGCCGCGCAGAAGCCGCCGCCGCCGCCGAGCCGCUCCCGGAGCAGCCGGACGCCCCAGCAGCCGCGGCGCGGGGGGCUUCUGACCGAGAUCCGGACCCCGAUCCUCACCCAGCCUUUCCAGGAGCGCUACAGCCUGAGCCCCGGCCGGGAACUGGGCAGGGGGAAAUUUGCGGUGGUAAAGAAGUGCGUAAAGAAAGAGACAGAAAAAGAGUUUGCAGCAAAAUUCAUGAGAAAACGACGAAAGGGUCAAGAUUGCCGGAUGGAGAUAAUUCAUGAGAUAGCAGUUCUGGAAUUGGCACAACGCAACCAUUGGGUUAUUAGCUUGCAUGAAGUCUAUGAGACGCCAACAGAAAUUAUCCUGGUUUUGGAAUAUGCUGCUGGAGGGGAAAUCUUUGACCAGUGUGUAGCUGAGAGAGAAGAUGCCUUCAAAGAGAAAGAUGUUAAGCGUCUCAUGAAGCAGAUCUUGGAAGGGGUUUCUUUUUUGCACCAUAAUAAUGUAGUUCAUCUUGACUUGAAGCCCCAGAACAUUCUGCUUACCAGCAAUUCACCCUUGGGAGAUGUUAGGAUAGUUGACUUUGGUCUCUCCAGAGUAAUGAACAACAGUGAAGAACUAAGAGAAAUUAUGGGGACACCUGAAUAUGUGGCUCCAGAAGUCCUGAGCUAUGACCCAAUUAGCACUGCCACAGACAUGUGGAGCAUUGGAGUACUAGCCUAUGUCAUGCUAACAGGAGUCUCUCCUUUCUUGGGAAAUAAUAAACAGGAGACAUUCUUAAAUAUAUCUCAGAUGAACGUAAACUUCUCUGAAGAUUUUGACCUCAUAUCAGAAUCUGCUGUGGAUUUCAUCAAAGCUCUUCUGGUUAAAAGACCUGAGGAAAGGGCAACUGCGGAAGAAUGCUUGUUACAUUCAUGGCUAGCACAAACUGAUAUUCCUGAGACUCUGUGCUGGAGUAAGAACAUAGAAGAAGCAGCAGACGCUCUUACUGUAAACGAGGAAGAUUCCACUUCUGAACUUUCUGUAGACGGAGAAAAAACAGAAGAAUCAGUCGUGACAGAAGAGCUGAUUGUAGUGGCUUCAUAUACCCUGGGACAAUGUAGGCAAUCAGAAAAAGACAACAUUGUUGAACAAAAAGCCAUUUCCAAGAGGUUUAAGUUUGAGGAACCAUUGUUGCAAGAAUUGCCCGGAGAGUUUAUUUACUGAGUUGUGACUUGCUUCUCCCCUUGAGACUCUGAAACUAAUUUGGGAGACUGGUCCUUUGCCUCCCACAUUUUAUGUAUAGCCAUGUGCGUAUGUCCUUCUAGAUACAGGAGGAAAAUAUUAAAAGCCAACUAGAAAACUGUGCCAACCUCUUUAAUUUUAAUGGAAGUAAGUAUAUGAGAGGUAUCCUAUGGAUGUGAGAGCUUAAGGCAAUGUUUCUGAUUUUUGUUGGUAUGUUUAAAGCUUUUGUAUAGCUGCUGUUUAAUUUGUUGGUCUUCAUGAUUGCAGGCUUACUGCGUGCAUCAGAAUACCAAGAGAGACUAAUAUUUGGGCAAAACUUGCCUGUAGCUUCUUCUUCUCCCUGGAGGUGUAACUCUGAAAUGUGUGAUCUGAUUCUGCUUUCACUUGGUUGUUCAAGCCAUGUAGCACUAUUUAGACGAAAUAACGCUUGUGUGGAAACCUUUGCUGUUUUACCCUAAAUGAUUUUGCAUGGUGCUUCCUUCUUUCCUCAUUGGGUUAUGGAUUUCUUCAUGGUACAAUGAUGUUCUGCCUUAAACAGGUUCCUUCUAAAGCACUAAGCAACUGUGUGUGUAAGUCAUUGGGAGGGGGCUGUUUUAGAAUAUUUGUGUGAGGCCAGAGACAUUCACCCAGUGGCUUGAAAGGUAUCUGAAGCUCUUCCAAGCACUGUUCUCCAAAGUGGCAUACCCCCUGUGUUUCGAAAGGGCCUUUCCAACACUCACUUCUCUGCAGCUUCUACACUCAUCCCAACCUAUGAGAAGAGCAAGCUUACCACAGGGAAGAGAGAGCGAAAUCACCACCACGGCAGCCAUCCAGGAGAGGACCAAGGUGGCCACAGUGGAGUGGUGGCGGCCUUGUUCCCACUUCUUCAUGGCCAGCUUGCUUUCUUCCAGGCACCAGGGCAAUCUCACGCACUUGUGUUUCAGUUUCCAUCAUGUGAAAUCUGCUGCCUUCUGCUGCAUCCAGCUUUUCUAAUUAGUGGCCGUUACUUGUCUCUUUUUCCUCGUGGCAUUGUGCUCUUGACUUUCUCCUUCUAAACUGGCUUCUUCAUUUGUGUCUUGUUGUUGCUGUUUCUGGUGCUGGAAACUGAUUUUUUGCUUCCGUUAUGUACAUUUUCCCAGUGGUUCUCUUGCAGCAUUACCUCUUUAUAUUCUUAUAGGAAGAGUCAAACAAAUGCCUCCCCUCCCCCCACACACAAUCAAGCUAUAAAGGGCACAAAGACUGUAUAGCUUAUGGAGAUCAAAUGGAUAUUUACUGCCUUUCAGAGUGCACACUGCAACAUUCCUUUUAUUCAUAUUAGCUAUUUGUCUUUGGUUUCAGUAGAAGUUGCACUGGACUUCUAAACAAUUUAUUGUGCAGUCUAGAGAUGCGAAGGCCUAGGAAAAGGG
This is a messenger RNA of Gekko japonicus, 2741 nucleotides long. RefSeq names its product serine/threonine kinase 17a (gene STK17A). Gene Ontology annotation, molecular function: ATP binding; protein serine/threonine kinase activity. Lineage: Eukaryota; Metazoa; Chordata; Lepidosauria; Squamata; Gekkonidae. The coding region runs from base 1 to 1338 and encodes 445 amino acids. Gene Ontology annotation, biological process: intracellular signal transduction; protein phosphorylation; positive regulation of apoptotic process. Gene Ontology annotation, cellular component: nucleus. The record is from RefSeq and is a predicted model, not a curated record. The transcript has 9 exons.